UGCAAUCCGCAGAAAAUGCCACCCCUCUUAUUCUCUUCAACCGAGGAGCUACACUAUCUCUUUUGAUCCUUCGUGGACAUCCAUCAAUACCCAAAAGCCCACGAUAACAAAUCUACUCUCCAUUUAACGAAAAGUACACUGUUAUCUCAUUCAAAUCUAUCAAGCGUUUUCAUUUCUUUGCUAAAAAGAUCUGUCUCCUCACACCUGUUGACAUAAACACAGGUUCUUUCUCUCUCCCUCUCCGCCUCCCCUCACGCCUUGUCUUUGUUUGAACGUUAACGAGUCGUAGCGCUUAACGUUUCUAUUUUCUAGUCUAUACCUGCAGAAAGUUGCUGCAUUGCAACAUGCUCAAACAAAUUCUAAGCAAAAUCCCAAGGAAGUCUUCAAAGUCUGAUUCAUUUGAUUCUGCUGGAAUUGGUACCACCAAAUGGGAUAAUGCAGCUCCAUGUACAAAAGGGGGGAAUUCAUUUUCAAGUCGAUUAAAUGUUGUCAAACAUGUGUCUUCAGCAGUUUUUCCUUCUAGCAUCAUGACUGGGGUGGAGGCUGUGGAGCCCCACGUAUCCUUCAAAGAUGUUUCAAAUCAACAGAAGCAAAAUCUUUUUAUCAGUAAAUUAAACUUUUGUUGCAAAGUUUUCAAUUUCAAUGAUCCAGAUAAAAUUGUUGCUCAGGAAGAUAUUAAACGCCAAACACUGCUAGAGCUUGUUGAUUUUGUUUCAUCUGGAUCCGCAAAAUUUACUGAACCUGCUAUUACUGCAAUGUGUAAGAUGUGUGCAAUUAACCUUUUUAGGGUUUUCCCACCAAAGUAUCAUUCCAAUAACACAGUUUGGGAAAAAGAGGAUGAAGAACCAAUGUUCGACCCUGAUUGGUCACAUUUACAAUGUGUGUAUGAUCUACUACUUCGGUUUGUAAGUUAUGUUGAUCCAAAGGUGGCAAAGAAGUAUGUAGAUCAUGCUUUCGUUAUGAGAUUACUAGACCUCUUUGAUUCUGAGGACCCAAGAGAAAGAGACUGUUUGAAAACAAUUAUGCAUAGGAUUUAUGGGAAUUUCAUGGUACACCGACCUUUUAUCCGAAAAGCUGUUGGCAACAUUAUCUAUCAUUUUAUUUUUGAAACUGAAAGUCAUAAUGGAAUUGCUGAGCUAUUGGAGAUUUUUGGAAGUGUUGUUAGUGGGUUUGCCUUGCCAUUGAAAGAGGAACACAAGAUGUUUCUAUGGAGAGCUUUGAUUCCUCUACACAAGCCAAAAUCGGUGGGUGUCUACCACCAACAAUUGACAUAUUGCAUUGUACAGUUUAUAGACAAGGAUCCAAAGUUGGCUGGUAUUGUGAUUAGGGGUCUGCUGAAAUACUGGCCACUGACCAACAGCCAGAAGGAAUUGAUGUUUGUUAGUGAGAUAGAAGAGAUUUUGGAAAUGACUAGCAUGGAUGAGUUUCAGAAGAUCAUGGUCCCACUGUUUCGACGAAUAGGAUGCUGUCUCAAUAGCUCACAUUACCAGGUGGCUGAACGAGCUCAUUUUCUAUUGAACAAUGAGCGAAUCCUAAAUCUUAUUGCGCAAAACAGGCAUGUGAUUGUGCCUCUUCUCUUCUCAGCUCUUGAGCGGAACACCCAGAAUCAUUGGAAUCAAGCGGUUCUCAACCUAACACAGAACAUUAGGAAGAUGUUGUGUGAGAUGGAUGAAGAGCUAAUGGUAACCUGCCAACGGAAGUUGGAAGAGGAGGAUUCAUUGUCAAGUUUGAAAGCUGAGAAGCGGAGAUUGACAUGGGAACGCCUUGAAAAUGCUGCUGGUUUCCAAUCUUCAGCUGAUAAAAUUUUGGCUCCAGUAAAACCUGCAGUAUGUUCUGUUGCCUGCUAAUAGAACAAGCAACACAGUUGGCUAACAAAAAUAUAUUGGCCCCCCGGAUUGCCAUACAGAAAUCGGUUCUUGAUGUAGGUGGAGUUUGGGAUAUGCUAGUAGGCUUUGCAUCUUUUGCUAAGGUGUUUGUAUUAUAAUUGUUAGUAAUGCUGCUGCAUAGAAGGUCUGUUUGGCAGUCAGGUGUGUUGGCUGCACUGUUGGAAGGGCCCCAUAGCUUGCAGUUAAGUGUAUUGACAUCUCUUGUAUCAUCUCCCAAGGGCUAAUUGUUUGUGCCCAUGUUAUAUUCUUGUUAAGAGCUGUGAGCUGUCUCUUUCUCUGAUAAUGGAGAUGCUUCUGCUAUCCUAAUGUAACCCCUGCGAGGAUUAGAUAUUCUAGCUGUUUGCUUUCUUGCAC
Manihot esculenta (cassava) is the source of this 2240-nucleotide messenger RNA. RefSeq names its product serine/threonine protein phosphatase 2A 57 kDa regulatory subunit B' kappa isoform. Gene Ontology annotation, biological process: signal transduction. Gene Ontology annotation, molecular function: protein phosphatase regulator activity. The transcript is spliced from 3 exons. NCBI's taxonomy places the organism in Eukaryota, Viridiplantae, Streptophyta, Magnoliopsida, Malpighiales, Euphorbiaceae. Bases 345 to 1847 code for a protein of 500 amino acids. The record is from RefSeq and is a predicted model, not a curated record. Gene Ontology annotation, cellular component: protein phosphatase type 2A complex.